AUGGCGUGUGAUACCUUUGCUGCCAUGGGGGAAUAUUUUGAGCAGUACAGUUACUCCACUUUUGAGGAUGUCCAGUCGGGAUGGAGUGAGUACAGUGACCAUUAUGACGUGGACCAGCAAUAUGACAAUGGAAUUACGUAUGACAUUCCAGUACAACAUGAGUACUAUUAUGAACAGUCAGGUGAGCAUAAGUAUCUCAAUCAAGAGGUGCCAUCUGGAACGGUCGUGUGUUAUGACUUUGGACUGGAAACCAAGCAAAACCAGGAGAAAAAGUACCCGGAUAAAACAAAACCGACAGAUAUGGUCAGACUAGGAGCCACUGUGCGCGAGAGAAACAGAAUGCAUAUGCUGAAUGAUGCCUUCGAUGAACUUCGCAAAGUGGUUCCGAAAAAUAACUUGGGUGAGCAUCAAAAAUUGUCAAAAAUCGCUACUCUGCGACUAGCGAUUCGAUACAUCUCGUCCUUGACCAAAACUCUGAGAGAUGCAGGGGUGGAAGUUCGUAUUGUGAGGAGUUCGGGAAUCACAGACCGUAGAGGAAAACGACGAGGAGUUCGAAGGCCGGCUGUGGAAAAGACACCAAGGUUUUCCGAAUGAAU
Saccostrea cuccullata (small rock oyster) is the source of this 596-nucleotide messenger RNA. RefSeq names its product helix-loop-helix protein delilah-like. Bases 1 to 594 code for a protein of 197 amino acids. Gene Ontology annotation, molecular function: DNA-binding transcription factor activity, RNA polymerase II-specific; protein dimerization activity. The transcript has a single exon. The record is from RefSeq and is a predicted model, not a curated record. NCBI's taxonomy places the organism in Eukaryota, Metazoa, Mollusca, Bivalvia, Ostreida, Ostreidae.